GAAAGCAUGAGGGCUGUGUCUCUUUAAAUCACUCUCCUUCACUCUUCCAGAAGUCUUCAGGGCUCCUUAGAAGUGCCUGUUGUUUAGCAACCCUCCCAAUCUAGAGGGACAUGACACAGCAGCUCAUGAAGUCAACCUGUUGCUACACAAAAUUAUUUUCAUAUGCAGAGAGGUCUGAAGGUGUACAAAGUUGACAGUUGAUUUUAAGGAGUGAGACCUAAGAUAAGGAAGGGCUAGCCGGCUUCCUCCUCCCCAUGCUACCACACCCUUCCCCUGGAUAAACCUGGCUGACUGGUUGACUACCUGUGGCUGACUGUGUUUUCUGUCGCUUUAUGUAUCUGAGUGCGGUGUAGAUCUGUCCGAUGGCUCAGCCCAAGUUCGCUCACUGUAAUGGGACGCACAAACCGCACCAAAAUCAUCUAAAUGGAAUAACCAAGAAGAACGGAUUUCAUAAAACACUACAGAAUGGAACUGUAAAUGGAAAUCUUUACAAGAGAGAGUUCAAAGAGUCCUUUGAAGAAGCUCCGUUGUAUGUUGCAGUACUCACCUACAUAGGUUUUGGUGUUGUCACGUUGUUUGGCUACCUGCGGGAUUUCAUGAGAGCAUGGGGACUGGAGAAAUGUCACAUGGCUGAGGAAAGGGAAGAACAAAAAGACUUUGUGCCUCUUUAUCAAGACUUUGAAAACUUCUACACAAGAAAUCUCUACAUGAGAGUCCGAGACAAUUGGAACCGUCCCAUCUGCAGUGUUCCUGGCCCUCAGUUUGAUCUCAUGGAAAGAGUGACUGAUGACUACAACUGGUCCUACAGGUACACUGGAAAGGUCAUUAAGGAUGUGAUAAACAUGGGAUCAUACAACUAUCUGGGGUUUGCAGAGAAUGAUGAAGAGUCACUGGAAAGUGUGAAGAAUGUACUUGAGCGAUAUGGUGCUGGUGUCUGUAGUACAAGACAAGAAGUGGGACACUUGGAUAUUCAUCAAGAGCUGGAGGAUUUGGUUGCAGAGUUUGUCAAAGCAGAAGCAGCUAUGGUAUUUAGUAUGGGAUUUGCCACAAACUCAACUAACAUUCCUGCGCUGGUUGGCAAGGGUUGCCUUAUUUUAAGUGAUGAGCUGAACCAUACUUCUCUAGUUCUCGGUGCUAGACUUUCAGGAGCAACCAUCAAAAUUUUCAAGCAUAACAAUAUGAAGAACCUAGAGAAAUUAUUGCGGGAUGCUGUGGUCAAUGGACAGCCACGCACUCACAGAGCCUGGAAGAAAAUCCUAAUCCUUGUUGAAGGAAUUUACAGCAUGGAAGGGUCAAUUGUCCGUCUUCCAGAAAUAAUAGCGUUAAAGAAGAAGUACAAAGCUUAUCUGUACUUGGAUGAAGCACACAGUAUUGGAGCAGUGGGGCCUUCAGGACGAGGUGUGGUGGAAUACUUUGGAGUGAACCCCGCAGACAUUGAUGUGAUGAUGGGAACAUUUACCAAAAGCUUUGGAGCCAUGGGAGGAUAUAUUGCUGGAAAAAGGGAUCUUGUGGAUUACUUAAGAACUCAUUCUCACAGUGCACUUUAUGCAUCAUCUAUGUCUCCGCCUGUGGCAGAGCAGACAAUCAGAAUAAUGAAGUGCAUCAUGGCGCAUAAUGGGACUGGUCUGCAAAGAGUACAGCAGCUCUACGAGAAGACCCGAUACUUCAGACAACGAUUACAUCAAUUAGGAUUCAUAAUAUAUGGCAAUGAGGAUUCUCCUGUCGUCCCUGUUCUCUUGUACAUGCCAGGAAAAGUAGGAGCCUUUUCAAGACACAUGCUAGAGAGGAAAAUUGGUGUUGUUGUCGUUGGAUUCCCAGCAACUCCUAUCACAGAAGCCAGAGCGAGGUUUUGCAUUUCGGCAGCACACACAAAGGAGAUGCUGGACACAGUUCUGGAUGCUCUGGAUGACAUGGGCAACUUUCUACGACUAAAGUACUCCCGUCAGUCUAAGUCACACCGAGCAGAGGUUUAUGACGAGCCAAACGUUGAACUCGAUGCUUGAAACGCUUUUUUUUAUCUUUGUGACUUUUUUUUUUUUUUCCAUUCUUCACCAUUGUGGAGAUCCCUGAUGUCAGAUGAGAAAAGAAACAUUACAUGGCUUAGUGUGAAGCCAUGAGCAAUACCAAAGGCGACCUAUCAAUGGCUAAAAUUAUAAUGGUUUAUAGAAGUCAUCUCUAGAAGGUCCAUUCUUCUCUGUUCAGUUUAGUUUUAGUGUAACAAAUCCAGAUAAGUACAAGUCCAUCAUCAUAAAGUGAGUGUAACACUAAUGGAAGGAAUGCCAGGAAAUGUGAAUUUCUACCUCUUUAUUUAUAAUACUAAAAACUUUUUUAAGUUUUCUGCACAGUAAUAUCCAUGUUAUAAGAAAAUGUCACAUCCACAGUUUGUGCCAACAUCCAGAUUGGAUCCUUUUUUUCCAUGCCUUCUGGGUAAACACAGUGUUAAGAUAACUUAUAUAAAUGUAAUCAACAACAAUAAGAGGGUUCGGAGUCUGGAUAUACUGUAUUGGUUGUAUAUACAGAUCCAAAAACAACAAAGGUCAAUAAUAAUGUAAUUAGCAUUGGACAUCUCUACUCGACCGAAGAGUUUGUUAAUAAGAUGAUCACAAAGUGUUCCCUUGCUUAGAUUCCCAGUAACCAACAGUAAUCUGGUGGGAAACUUGGUGGUAAGUGUUCAAUUUCCCUGUAGCGCCACCACAAGGAAAAUGAAGCAUUUACACCGUGACUUUUGAAAUCAAUAUGAUGUCUGUGUAAUACAGGUCAUGUCCUUGAGAUGAGAGAUGCUCUUUGUACCUGCUCUCCACUUUAGCAAAAAUAAAUAAAUGAGGAGUCCACCUCUCUAGAUACUAAUCGGGUAGACAAAAAUGGUUUUCUAAAGUAGACAACUACUGUAAAACUGCUAAAAAUGAGUUUUUCAGUCUUUAUAUCAGAAAUACGCUUCAUCAUAUGCAAGGGAAAUCUCCUUCAGACCAACAUCGUUAAUAUUGCAGUGAAAUAUAGUCUUCUAUAAGAGGCUAAUAUGCACAGAAUGUAGGCUAACUGAAGAUCCAUUACAGAAGUAUCUGUUUUAGCUAAGGGGUGGAUAUCCUCUGAGAAGUUUUCAACAUAUUAAGGGCUUAUGCACAUAAACCACGGAUCCACAAAAUACAGAUACUGUCCGUGUGCCAUCUGCAUUUUUUGAGGACUUAUUGACUUCAAUUGGUCCACGGAUCGCAUUUUGCAGACCAAAAUAGAACAUGUUCUAUAAUUUGUGGAAUGAACAUACAGAUGCAAAUGGGCAUAUGAAUGUUAUCCUUUUGCUGUCUGCAUCCGUAUAUCCGUUACAUAAAUUACAGAACAUAUCCAAUUCUCUUCCACAAAAUGCGAUCCACUGAAUUUAAUGGAUCCACAAGAAAAAUGCGGAUGGUACAUGGACGGUAUCUGUAUACUGUGGAUCCGUUGUUUUCAAACUGCAAAACAAAUAUGGUUGUGUGCAUGAGGCCCAAUGUAUACUAUAUGACAGCACUGAAAAUACCGUUACCUGGUGUAUUGUCAAUCAACUCUUUCCUCCAUUUUCCGUGUCCAUUAAAAUGAUUGUACGUUGGUUCUAGACCUAAUGAUGUGGAAAAUGUGAUCAUUCCAUUUUAUUAUGUCUGGAUACUUCAGGCCAGCCAUUGUGUGACAUGGUUGUACAAAAUCAUUAACAUUUAAGUAUUUGUGCUAGUUUUGGAUGCUUGAGUGGCAUUGGCUUUGUGCAUAUGUUCAUGUAUGAGGUUAGUCAGGAGUGAUGGCGGUGAACAUGAAGGAGUGGUCUAUGUUGUUUUGCACUGAAAACUGCAUACGUUCAGUUUGUGCCUUAUGGUAAAUGGUUUGAAUUUAUUAAAUAGUCAUGAUGUAUAACUGUGUGCGUGACGUUAUAAUUUUUAGCUUUACAUAACUCGGUGCACUAAAAACUUCCUAAAUAUUUUUUUUAUUUUUAUAAUGUGACUCUAAUCUUCGGUAAUCCUUCUCACACAAGACUAGUAUUUUUAAAGGAGAACACCCCUUCUGACCUGUCAUAGAGAUAUGUGAGAGGAGGCUACCAAUGGGCCUCAAUGAGUUCAAAACCCCCACAAAUUCCCAAAUCACACCAUUGAGAUCAGUGGUGCAGUAGUACCUUUGGGUCUCAACAAUUUUCAAGGGUUCCACUUUGGGUCACCAUUUUCACAUUACUAUGACAGCAAUAAUCCAUCUAUGCCUGGCGGAGUAGGUGAAGGAGGUCAAAGGUACCAGGGAAACCUGUGCCCUGUUGCCCAAAGGCCCCUCUACCAAAUAAAAAGACACCAUUAUUAUACUGUAAAUGACAUGUGGUAGGUGGGGGCCCUGUUAUGGAUUUUUGAAUAGGGUACAGGGGCUUCACAUUACUUCACUGGAUCUAAAGAUGUAGUUGGAUGAGGGGAGCAAGAAUAUUUUUGCACUAUUAUAUUUAAUCUCAGGGGCUUGUUUGCUUUUCUUCUUUUUAUUUUUUAUUUUCAUAUGUGCCUGCAUUGCUGAGAAAAAUGAUGUUUUAAUAUAUGCAA
This is a messenger RNA of Bufo gargarizans (Asiatic toad), 4535 nucleotides long. RefSeq names its product serine palmitoyltransferase 3-like. Gene Ontology annotation, biological process: sphingosine biosynthetic process; ceramide biosynthetic process. NCBI's taxonomy places the organism in Eukaryota, Metazoa, Chordata, Amphibia, Anura, Bufonidae. Gene Ontology annotation, cellular component: serine palmitoyltransferase complex. Gene Ontology annotation, molecular function: pyridoxal phosphate binding; serine C-palmitoyltransferase activity. The record is from RefSeq and is a predicted model, not a curated record. The coding region runs from base 363 to 2003 and encodes 546 amino acids. The transcript has 12 exons.